Molecule: messenger RNA, 1788 nt
Organism: Purpureocillium lilacinum
Lineage: Eukaryota; Fungi; Ascomycota; Sordariomycetes; Hypocreales; Ophiocordycipitaceae
Source: RefSeq, a predicted model, not a curated record
AUGGCCAGCGCUGCGACUUCCGUCGCCAACACCGGCGUCAACACCUCCAGCUCCAACAACCACAACAGCAACAGCAGCAACAACUGCAUGCUGGCAGGCCUCGUCUGCCGAGACAACAUCCACCUCAUCAUCGGCACAAACCCCCUCGCCGCCUCCCGCUGCAACCAGUCCCUCGCCGCGGGCGCAACGCCCAUCCUGCUCGCCCCAGAGACGGCGGAGCUGCACUACGGCCUGCAGGCCAAGAUCGACGACAGGUCGCUCCGGUGGGAGAAGAAGGCGUUUGAGGAUGACGACCUGUUCCGCCUCGGGCGCGAGGCCGUCGGCCGCGUCGUCGACGCCGUCUUCGUCACGAGCGGCCCGCGCGACCCCCUGAGCGAGCACAUCUCUGCGCUGUGCCGCCGCAACCGCAUCCCCGUCAACGUCGUCGACGCGCCGCACCUCUGCACCUUCACGCUCCUGUCCGUCCACGCCGACGGCCCGCUGCAGGUCGGCGUCACCACCAACGGCCGCGGCUGCAAGCUCGCCUCGCGCAUCCGCCGCGAGAUCGCCGCCUCGCUGCCCCAGGGGCUGGGCCCGGCCUGCGCACGCCUCGGCGAGGUCCGGCGCCGCAUCCAGGACGACGACUGCCUCGCCCUCGGCGACCUCGACGACUCGCUCGACCAGGGCGCCCUCUUCAACCGCCUCGUCGCCGAGGAGGACGUCCGCAACCGCCGCAUGCGCUGGCUCAGCCAGGUCUGCGAGUACUGGCCCCUGAGGAAGCUCGCCGCCGUCGCCGACGAAGACGUCGAUCGCCUCUUCGCCGCGUACACCGGGCCCGGUGCCGACGCCUCGCGCAAGCCUCACCAUGACGCUUCUACGCAGCGGAGGGUCGGCAAGCUCAUCCUCGCCGGCAGCGGACCCGGCCACCCCUCGCUCCUCACCCGCUCCACCCUCGACGCCAUCAACCGCGCCGACCUCAUCCUCGCCGACAAGCUCGUCCCCGCGCCGGUCCUGGACCUCAUCCCGCGGCGGACGCCCGUGCACAUCGCCCGCAAGUUCCCCGGCAACGCGGAGCGCGCGCAGGAGGAGCUCCUCGAGGCCGCGCUGCAGGGCGUGCGCGAGGGCAAGACGGUGCUGCGCCUGAAGCAGGGCGACCCCUUCGUCUACGGCCGCGGCGGCGAGGAGGUGGACUGGUUCAAGGGCAAGGGCCUCGGCGACAGGGUCCGCGUCCUCCCCGGCGUGACGAGCGCCCUGAGCGCGCCGCUCUUCGCCGGCGUGCCCGUCACGCAGCGCGACGUGGCCGACCAGGUGCUCAUCUGCACCGGCACGGGCAAGAAGGGCAAGCCCCCGACGCCCCCCGAGCACCGCAUCGUCGGGCUCGUCCGCGAACUCACCACGCACAUCUCCCCCUCCUCCCCCUCCGCCGCCGACUCACAAGACACCACCACCGAGAGCCCCCCGUCUCUCGAGGCCCUCGCCGCCGCCGACGCCGACGCCGACGCCAAGCGCGCCCUCUGGCCCCUAUCCACCCCCUGCGCCGUCAUCGAGCGCGCCAGCUGCCCCGACCAGCGCAUCAUCCGCACCACCCUCGCCCACGUCGCCGAGGCCAUCGAGUCCGAGGGCAGCCGGCCCCCCGGCCUGCUCGUCGUCGGCAGGGCCUGCGACGUGCUCCACCCCCGCGAAAAGGGCCGCGCAUGGCUCGUCGAGGAGGGGUUCCGCGGCCUCGAUGACGACUGGGCCGACGAGCAGGCCGAGUGGGCUGCCGGACUUGACGCUGUCGUCGACGCGCGCGAAACGGCAAGUGCGUGA